Stegostoma tigrinum is the source of this 1101-nucleotide messenger RNA. RefSeq names its product CD276 antigen homolog. Gene Ontology annotation, cellular component: external side of plasma membrane. The record is from RefSeq and is a predicted model, not a curated record. The transcript is spliced from 4 exons. Gene Ontology annotation, biological process: immune response; cellular response to lipopolysaccharide; positive regulation of T cell proliferation. Lineage: Eukaryota; Metazoa; Chordata; Chondrichthyes; Orectolobiformes; Stegostomatidae. The coding region runs from base 505 to 1101 and encodes 198 amino acids.
GGAAAAGUCCGGGUCAAAGCUGCUUUUGGCCUGAAGGGAUUCGAGUGAGACACCGAUCCGAGAGGGGGGCUCCCGGGAAACUGUGAAUCCAGAGCCGGGGUGUGGGAAGGAACGGCGGAGGGGUGGGGUGAUCCGCAGACACCACCCCUCUCUCUACAAUGUGGGUCAGGUUGUGAAUUGUCACUGUUUGCAAACAACUUUCCGACCUGGCCAAAGCAAAUGAAACUGAAAGAGCGAUGACACAUGUGUCGAGCUGGAUAAACGCAGUGGGUGCGGUGCAUCUUAGGAGCACAAACACAUUUCAGGCCGAGACAACAGAAACUGCUUUGUGCUUUUCACCACUUUCUGAAGAACCAGGACAUUUUGCUGCGAUUUGGACGGUGGGGGCGCCUCUUGAUGACAGAGCAAUUUAUUAGGGGAACAACACAUUUCCCAGCGAACAGGGAACCCAGCGGGACAUUGCAUCAACGGCUCCGAUAAUGGACAGUCUGCGCUUCCUCUAACAUGGAGUUUUACAAAGUGUUUCUCAGCAGCUUCUCGGUCUGCUGUCGGUGUCUGGCCCUGAUCCUGAUCCCAGUCCGGGUCCCGGGAAAGGAGAUGCAGGGACAUUGCUCACAGAAACCGCUCCCCCUGCUGCUCCUGCUGAGUGCUGUUUCUGCUGUUUCAGGUGACUCGCCUGUCUCAGUUUCUGGGUUCCUUGGAGAGCAGGUUGUACUGCCCUGUAUCUACAAAGGGAAAAUCCCAGUCUCUGAUUUACUGGUCAUCUGGGGGAGACGCAAGACGGAAAUUGUACACAAGUUUGUCUAUGGAAACGAUAAUUUGAGAGAACAAGAUACACAGUUCAUAAACAGAACAAACCUGUUCAAAGAUCAGCUGGAAAAAGGCAACUGGUCAGUUCUGAUCUCUGUCCUCAGGGAGACAGACCAGGAUGAGUAUCACUGUCAGAUUUUCUGCACGACUGUAGGUGUAUAUUGGGCGCAAACUGAAAUUGUUCAUCUCUCUGUAAAAGGAUCCUGUGAGAAUUGUCCCCACAGGGGGAUGAAAGCUGCUGGGAAUGAUCCUCCUCAGGGAAACUCUGGAAAACUUCCAUUCUACAGAUAA